This is a messenger RNA of Heteronotia binoei (common prickly gecko), 2244 nucleotides long. RefSeq lists its product as uncharacterized. Lineage: Eukaryota; Metazoa; Chordata; Lepidosauria; Squamata; Gekkonidae. The record is from RefSeq and is a predicted model, not a curated record. The coding region runs from base 29 to 1105 and encodes 358 amino acids. The transcript is spliced from 3 exons.
AAUUAAAAAAAAUUGCAGUUUUCACAAGAUGAGUCGCCGUGGCAACAACUGGGCCUACACCGAGGUCAUUGACCUCCUGGAUAUAUGGGGAGAACAGAAGAUCCAGAAGCUGCUUCAGAGUAGCUAUCGUAAUAUGGACACAUUCCAAGUCAUUGCAAGUGAGAUGGCAAAGCGGGGACACGAGCGAACUGCGCAAGAAUGUCGGACCAAGACAAAAACAAUGCGCCGGGAUUACAAAAAGGCCAAGGACAACUCUUCCUAUGGGAAUGGACGUCUCAUGUGCCCUUUCUAUGAGCAGCUUGACAGGAUAUUGGCUGGGGAUUCUAGUUUCCAGCUGCCGAGGAGACAGCAGAAUAUCACACUGCCAGAGGAAUCUUCAGGGGAUACCAAUUCCCCAUGUCCCAUGAUAGAGGGAGCGGUGCCAGCAAUGAACGGGGACUACAUGGAGGGCCAGGAUCAGUGUUCCCCUUGCCCACAGUUAUCCGUGGAAAUCUCUGAUUCCGCCACCCCCAGUCCCAUGUUCUACAUGACGAGGGCAGCAUCUGCAAAGCCUGCAAGCAUGUCUUGGCCAGCAGCAAAAGUCGAUCAUCCAGCUCCCUCUCUGCCAUCUUUCUUCCCUGCUCAUCCAGGCAGCUCAUCCAACAAAGACUCAAGAAUGGAUGCGGUGAUGCCACCGUCACCGACUCUGCUGCACAACAGCGCAACCCUCUCUUCCGAAGGGCGCCUGACCAGAGUCCGAAAGCGCCAAAGGAAGACGAGGAAUGACCUGGUCAUGGAACUGUCGAGGAUAGCAGACCGGAGGGUGCAGACAGCCACAGAUCGGAUCCUCUCUUCCCUGAAUAGGUACGCCACAGCAGACUUGCAAGACCGCGAGAGAGACCGGGCGGACACUGCGCAGAUCAUUGCUAUCAUGCACCGCCAGACAGAACUGCUGGAAUCCUUGGUGCAGAUGCAGUCGAUUGAACAGACUCCCGUCUCCCCUUCGCCCUCGUGGCACGCCCGGCCUCGCUCGGCCAUCUCUCCACCCUCUCGCUCAGGCGUCCCCAGACGGACACUCGUGCCCAGAGUGAACCACAGGAGACGGCCCCAGAAGUAUAGCCCUUGAUUGCACAGUUGUAGUUUUGUCUCUUGGCGUUAUAGUUUUAUGACAUUCCAUUCAGUUCCUUUGCUUUUUGUUAAACAUCAUAUAAGGUAUGAAUUCCCGCUUCCCCUUUAACUAAUACUUGGAAAAGUAAUGCAGUGAUAAGCUUGAGACACCCUGUGUCCUUCAUGUAACCAGGGCUAUUUUUGUAGCAGGGACUUCUUUGCAUAUUAGGCCACACACUCCUGAUGUAGCCAGUCCUCCAAGUGCGUACAGGGCUCUUAGUACAGAGCCUACUGUAAGCUCUUGAAGGAUUGGCUACAUCAAGGGUGUGUGGCCUAAUAUGCAAAGGAGUUCCUGCUACAAAAAGACCCCUGCAUGUGACCAUUUCUCCUCCUUUCAAAGUUGGAACCAGCUUUCCUCUUCUGUGCUGUAUAAUGGAUGAAAGUUAUACCACCCUGAUGGAUAUAUAGGUGAAAUUGUAUGAAAUUUUGUAGGGGGUGAAUAUAGUACAAUAUAAACUAAUACCAAACUCUUAACAGUAAGCUAGUUGAAGUAAGGCAUGGACUCGGGCCCUGCCUAGAGGGUUUCACGCACCUCCACAUCCCCUUGUUUGUGGCUAGAAUGCAGAACUUCCAUGCCAAUAGGAGGAAAAGAUGCCUGGUUUCCUCCUACUUUCCACUCAGCACCAAAGGGCUGAAAACCAUCAUUUGCCUCCCAGCUGAAAAAGUGAUCAGCUGUACAGAAUGCCUCUCUGGCACUUCAGCUUUUCCCAUCUGUGGUGCUCGCAGGCAGGGGAGAGAUGCACAUGCACUGAAAUAACUGGUGCAUAUGGGCUCUGUAAAUCCUGUGUGCAGAUGUACCUUGUAGUUUUUGGCAUGUCACUGAAAUGGCUGUGGAAAAAUAGGCAGAAGGCUGCAGAGUGGUGAGAAGAGUCAAGAAAGAAGUAGAAAUGACUUCAGGAAUGAAUGAAGGCAUGGGUAUUAGACUUGGAGCUGGAAGUGGGUGACUGGGGUAGUGCAAGUUGGUUUGCCAUGAGCUUACUGUAAUGCCCCUUCUCCACUGACACAGAGGGCCUACGUUCCCUCUAAGCUAUGGAGUCCUGUGAGCAAAAAUUCUACUUUGUGAGCUACUGGCAUUAAAGUUGUGAGCUACUGCAUUAA